AUGGCCGUCGCGAGGAAGAGAGCAAAGAAAGACAAGACAAAGUUUGAUUUGAAAACAGCUGUUGAAUGGGUUAAAUCUUUGUUUUUAGAACCCAAAAAUUCAUGGAUUAUUGGUUUGGUGCUGUUUUGCGCGGAGUUGGUUGUCAAUUUGCUUGUCGUGUGGAAAAUCAGAUACACUGAAAUUGACUGGCAGGCUUAUAUGCAAGAGGUUGAAGGUGUUAUCAAUGGAACUUAUAACUACUAUGAACUGAAAGGAGAUACUGGACCACUGGUUUACCCAGCAGGCUUUGUGUACAUAUUUGGUGGCCUCUACUACUUGACCAACAAAGGAACAGAAAUAAUAAUGGCACAGUACAUCUUUGUAGCUUUAUACCUACUGUCCUUGGUAGUUAUAUUCACUAUAUAUCAAAAAACUGCAAAGGUGCCACCUUAUGCCUUUUUCUUCAUGUGCUGUGGUUCAUAUCGUAUACAUUCAAUCUAUAUACUACGUCUAUUCAAUGAUCCUGUAGCGAUGUUCUUUUUAUACAUUGCUGUGCUGUGCUUUGUUUGCAAACAGUGGAAUGUAGGUUGUCUGUUCUUUAGCCUUGGUGUUAGUAUUAAGAUGAAUAUUCUACUMUUUGCACCUGGACUUCUACUGGUUCUUUUAAUGACAUUUGGUGUAUGGUGUUCUAUCCCAAGACUAGCAAUAUGUGCAAUAAUACAGGUUAUUCUAGGACUUCCGUUUCUACUGCAUCACCCGAUGGCCUACCUUAUCAUGUCGUUCAACCUUGGUCGUCAGUUCCUCUUCCAGUGGACUGUGAAUUGGAGGUUUCUACCAGAAUGGGUUUUUCUAAAUAGAUACUUUCACAUUUUCCUUCUUGUUCUACAUCUUGGAGUGCUUUGGUGUUUUUACCAAUAUAUAUGGACAAGGAAAUCAGAUAGUGUUAGAACCUUCUUCAAAUGGCCAUUUGUUGAAGAACAACUUCCUUCAGACAAGCUUGUCCUCAUCUUAUUCACCUCUAAUUUUAUAGGAGUAGCAUUUUCUAGGUCAYUACAUUAUCAGUUCUAUGUGUGGUACUUUCACACUUUGCCCUACUUACUGUGGAACACAAAACUAUGGAACUCCGUAAGAAUUCUUAUAUUGGGAUUACUAGAGAUGUGUUGGAAUACCUAUCCYUCUACAGAAYUAUCGUCAUCUACUCUUCAUGCGUGUCAUGCAGUGUUGCUGUUUUCUCURUGGUAUUCAGGGAUGAAYGCGAAGAACGAACGGAAAAUACAGCAUAAAGUGCAAUAGUUCUAAUAGCUKCUAUAUUAAUAAUUAAUAUAUUAUACUAUAUAAUACAAAAAAAAUUCUUGUGUUCUCAUUGGUCGAAAGUCACCCAUGUGAUGCAAUAGUGCCUGCCACUUGUUUCUAUCAGUGCAUAAUAGAGCCCAUCCCUUCUGAAUUUUUUUUUGUUGAACUAUAAAAAAGAUAGAUCAGUUCAAAUCUUGCCAUGGACAUUUUGCUCUGAUUGUUACCCUUGGAAACUGGAAAUGUUCCUAAAAACUGUGUUCUCAGGUAGGCUUUUAACUCUAAGAAGAUGUAAUCCAAUGAAAGGCUUGUUCAAAUCAAAAGCAAAGAAGACAAAAAGUGUCAUUGUUUUUUUUAAGAAAGACACAGCCAAUCGUUGAAUUUGUUCAGACAGAGGUGAAGACCCAGCCGCGUUCUCAGGCGACCAUUGAUUUUUCGGAGCAUCCAGUUUCCACAACACCAAUUACAGUAUAAUGGCUUUGAUUCAACUACUAUGUUGUUUAAAUAGAACUUAAGUCCCAUCCAAGCAUAAUAUCUCUAGUAUUAAUAAACUUACAAAACGUAUUGUGUUAUUACUUGCUUGAUUUAAUGAUAAUCUUAACUGUAACAAAGUUGAUUUCUCUUUAAAAAAAAACUAUUCUUAAAAAUCACAACUAAAUAUACAUCAAUUUUAGAACAUUUGAAAUACUUUUAUGAUAAUAUGAAUUUACCCCCCAAAGAAAAUUAUUAAUUGAAAGUGCUUGAAUGUUCUGUACAUACUAGAAGUUUAGUUAAAAAUGGCAGCCAUAUUGGUGGUACAGUGUAUGUGCCAGAUACUAGUAUCAUUCCACUUCAUUGGUGUAAUAACUUAGUAUUAAGUUUUAUCUUAUUUGUUUAUCUUUGUGCCAUAUAUAGAGUAGAGUUAAGUCAUCAAACCUGUGAAACAAAAUUUUGACUUUUGAAGCUUGAUAGUCACAUAGACACAAAAAAACAAUGCAAUUGGAGYGUACUGGGGUGUAUUAUUGUAACUUCUAUUUCACUGUUGCUGUUUUUUGACUUCACUCUAUAAUUUACAUGAUCUAGUGUGGUCAUAUACCAACAUGGGUGCCAAGAUAUAUUGACUGAAAAUCUGUAAUACAUGUGCUGUACAAAUUAAUCUUUGUAAAACGUUUUUUUCAUUACAUGUAGUUCAUACAAUAUUUUAGUCUAGUAAAUGUACAUUCUCUGGA
Exaiptasia diaphana is the source of this 2477-nucleotide messenger RNA. Its product is annotated as dol-P-Man:Man(5)GlcNAc(2)-PP-Dol alpha-1,3-mannosyltransferase. Bases 1 to 1272 code for a protein of 423 amino acids. The transcript is spliced from 9 exons. The record is from RefSeq and is a predicted model, not a curated record. Gene Ontology annotation, molecular function: dol-P-Man:Man(5)GlcNAc(2)-PP-Dol alpha-1,3-mannosyltransferase activity. Gene Ontology annotation, cellular component: endoplasmic reticulum. Lineage: Eukaryota; Metazoa; Cnidaria; Anthozoa; Actiniaria; Aiptasiidae.